Molecule: messenger RNA, 642 nt
Organism: Hydractinia symbiolongicarpus
Lineage: Eukaryota; Metazoa; Cnidaria; Hydrozoa; Anthoathecata; Hydractiniidae
Product: putative nuclease HARBI1
Exons: 1
Coding region: 1-642 (213 amino acids)
Source: RefSeq, a predicted model, not a curated record
AUGUUUUUUGAUGUUCUUCCCGAGGAGGAUUGGAAAAAGAACUUCAGAAUGACAAAGGCUAUGUUUACUGAUUUAGUAGAUCAAAUACGCAUAUGGAUUACUCCUGACAACACAUCUCCAAAUUAUCGAGCCUUGUCUGCAGAAAAAAAAGUUGCAGUAACGUUGUACUACUUGAAAGACACAGGAUCUUUGUCAAUGACAGCAAACACUUUUGGCCUGCACAUAUCUACGGUGUCAAAAGUCAUAAGAGAUGUUUGUAACUGCAUAACUUACAAGCUUGGACCAAAAACCAUAGCCCUGCCAAAAACGAAAGAAGAGAUGCUUGAAAAAGUAGGAGAAUUUGAGGCCAAAUUUAGAAUGACGCAAGCUUUUGGCUGCAUAGAUGGCACCCACGUACAAAUCUUACGACCUAGUGAACAUUCACAAGAUUAUUUUUCUUACAAAAUGUAUUUUUUUCUUAACGUUCAGGCAGUAUGCGAUUUCCGUGGCUAUUUCAUGGAUGUUGAUUGUAGGUGGCCAGGCAGUGUACAUGACGCGAAGGUGUUCGCCAACUCAAAUAUUGCUGCUAAACUUAAAGAUGAGAUAUACCCAUUACUUAUGAGGACAUCCUGCCAGGCCGAGCCAAAGUUCCAAACUAUUUGA